AUGAUAGAGUGGAAUGAUAUUAAUGAAAAUAUGAAUGGAGUAAGAUACGCAUGUAAAGCAUUAGAACACCUUAAUAAGCGUGCCAAAUCUAUAAAGUCUUUUGUAAAUUUCGAUAAAGUAUAUAAAUAUGAGGAAAUGGUUAUGUAUAUUAAUCAUGUAAUCUGGAGAUAUAUCAUACAUAAGCCAGAUCAAUAUAGAUUACUUGAUGUUCGACAUAACGUUAUGAAAAAUUUAAUCCUUGGUGAUUGCGAUCAAUUAAUUAAGUUUAUUCUUUUUGGAAAAAAUUCAAAUGAUGAGAAAAAGAAGUCAAAAGAAAAUUUUCAAGUCAAACAUAUUCCAAGAAGCAUGUCUUGGCAGAAAAAGCAUAAAUAUAUAAGGGAUGAUGAUAUUAAUCCUUUUAACAGAAAUAAAGAAAUAGAAGAUCACGAGAAGAUAGUGCCAGGAAAUGAUUUGGAAUUAGCAAUUUAUCAUUGCAGAGACCAUGAACAAAAAGAUACGAUCGUCGUUGCUUAUCUUUUGGAAUAUUAUUCAAGCCAUGCUAAAGAUCAUGUUGGUUGGAUGGUUACGGUUUCUAAGGCACUUCAUUUAUUAUACAAAUAUAAUUAUGAUAAUUAUGCUAGAAGGUUAUUUCAUAAAGAUUGUUUUGCGAAUCAGAAUUAUUUUUUAGCACAAGAUCCUUAUGAAAUCAUUCCAGAAGAAUAUUUGGCAAGGCGAAAUAAUGAUGCCAAAUUCAGAGCAUUUAGACCUAAUGUCGAUUUGCAGUCAUCUAAAGAGAUUGCUGCUCUAUAUAAUUAUACUAAUAGGAUUAAAAACAAUAUCGCUGGAUGGUUUGAAAACUUUGAUAAUGAUCAUGGGAAACCGCCGUUAGCUUUACGAGUUGUGCCACUUCCUGACUUUACUGUGAAUAAAAUUAAGAAGAAAGAAGCAGAUCCGUUUUCAAGAGUUGUACAAUAUGAAAAUUGUGAUGAUAUGUUUAAUAAUCCAGCAAUUGAAGCAGUUAUUGAUUUUCGUUGGAAAAAGGCCAAAAAUUAUAUCUUCAUUCAUUUUCUUCGAUUUCUUUGUUUCGGACUGUGUUUUAGAUAUAUAAGUUUGGAAUAUAUGAGCAAAAAGAUUGAUAGUGAAUAUUUGGCUACGUCAGUUGUCUUAUUCUAUUUUUUAGCAAUUCAUCUAUUAGUCACCGAAGCAAUACAAUUACGAUAUCGAGGGUUUCUAUUGCUUAAAGAUCCAGAACUAGCAGGAAUCCAAACCAAAGAUUCUACUAUUAGUGGAUAUGGCAUAAAUGAUACAACAAACGAUAAAUUAGAAAUUAACCUCAGAUCAGAUUUUAAUUUUACCAAUCGGAAUGACAAUCCGUUUUCAUCCUUUUCAACUUCAAUAGAAACUGCAUAUUUUUGGAUUAAUGGUGAUUUUAUUCAAAGGAAUCUGUUUGAUUCUUGGGUUGUCAAAGUAUUUACUUAUAUGGCUAGCAUAUUUAUUGUAAUUAUUUUACAAAAUGUGUUGAUUGCUUUCAUGGGUGGUGUUUAUGAAGAAGCAGUAACUAAAGGCAGACAAGCUUUAUUAAGGUAUAGAGCAAAUCAAAUAGCAGAUUAUGAAGCUUUAUGUCACAAUCAUCUUUGUCCUCAUGAAUUAGAUCCAAAAUAUAUUUAUUAUAUCGGUCAGUCUAUAAACUUUGAAAAUUGGCAUAAAAGUAGAAAAGAAGAUCAAGGUGCUAUUUAUAAGGAUUUUGAAGAGCCACCAACACUUAUUACAAAUGCUUUUAAAAGAUCAACUUAUGAUGAAUAUUCAAUUUGGCAAUUUGAAAAUAAUAAAAAUAAGAAUGAUAAAAAGGGAAGACUUACCGAAAUAAUCCCUGCAACUGAUGUAGUAAGAGAAAGUAGGGUAGAGUUCGGGAAGUCAGAUGAUGCAGAAAGAAAAGAUCAAGUAGAUGUUGCGAAGUUAAUUCAGGAAAUUGAGAAUUUGAAGUCCAAUUUGAGAUUAAUUGAAGGGAUUCUCAAUUAG
Molecule: messenger RNA, 1998 nt
Organism: Funneliformis geosporum
Lineage: Eukaryota; Fungi; Glomeromycota; Glomeromycetes; Glomerales; Glomeraceae
Source: the annotation of a GenBank genome assembly